Messenger RNA from Nannospalax galili (Upper Galilee mountains blind mole rat), 1333 nucleotides. RefSeq names its product COMM domain containing 10 (gene Commd10). The record is from RefSeq and is a predicted model, not a curated record. NCBI's taxonomy places the organism in Eukaryota, Metazoa, Chordata, Mammalia, Rodentia, Spalacidae. The coding region runs from base 166 to 732 and encodes 188 amino acids. The transcript has 7 exons.
UCCUCGGGCGAGGGUGGCAAUGAACCUGGCCAUCUGGGUCAGUACUGAGCUUGUGCUGUGGGUUACUUAGCAGUGCAGGUAGUGGAGGGUCCAGAAGUUACCUGAGUUCUGGCCAGUCACGUGGAAAAGUACUUCCGUUCUUACUUAUCUCAGGCAUAAGGACGCAUGAAGAAAGCUGUGUCACUGAUAAAUGGAAUAGAUAUAGGACGAUUUCCACGACUGCUUACCCGAAUUCUUCAAAAACUCCACCUGAAGGCUGAGAGCAGUUUCAGUGCAGAAGAGGAGGAAAAGCUUCAAGCUGCAUUUUCUUUAGAGAAACAAGAUCUUCACCUGGUUCUUGAAACAAUAUCCUUUGUUUUAGAACAGGCAGUGUAUCACAAUGUGAAGCCAGUAGCUUUGCAGCAGCAACUGGAGAAUAUUCAUCUUACACAAGACAAAGCAGAAGCGUUUGCCAGUGCUUGGUCAGCUAUGGGGCAAGAAACCGUCGACAAGUUCAGGCAGAGGAUUCUGGCUCCCCACAAGCUAGAGACAGUUGGGUGGCAGCUUAACCUUCAAAUGGCUCACUCUGCCCAAACAAAACUGAAGUCUCCCCAAGCUGUGUUACAAUUCGGAGUUGGCGAUGAAGACUCGAAGAGCCUGGAGAAAGUUCUUGUGGAAUUUAGUCAUAAGGAACUGUUUGAUUUCUAUAACAAGCUAGAGACCAUACAAGCACAGCUGGACUCCCUUACAUGAUGCUUCUGGACUGGUUUCUCCAUCACAUCCGCCACCUCAUUACUUUGCAUUGAAGAGAGAUUGCCUAUAUUGAAGGAUUCAGUGACUUUAUUCCUAUGAAUAACAUGGAUUAUCAUAUCUUGGACAAAUAUCAGCCAAGUGAGAUCUCUUUUAAGAGCACUGAGAUUCUAAAAUACCUUCCCUAGUUAUGUGAGCCAAUGGCAAUUGUUCAGAACACUGCUUUGAAAGAAGUUUUAAAAUACCAUAUUGUUUUUACUGUUGGGUUGCUGCUUAUUGGUUCCCUGUUCAUUUUUACAUGCUGAAUCAUGCUUGUACGUAUUGGUGAGGGUCUGUAGAUAGAAGGUAUGAUGCAUAGAUACUAGCAGAACAUGAAACCUCAGUAAUAAAUUUAAGGUGGCAACCACAUGCAACCAGAUAUAGUGUGGCAUUUUUCUACAACUUAAUUUUUCUUGAGAAAUGUAUAGGAAAGAACUUUAAAAGCAUACCAGUGCUAUGAUGCUAACUCCAAUAUGAUCUUCGCAUUUUAAACCAGAAAUCUUUUGUAUUCUCUUUCUGUAUGUUCAUUGGUUUCAGUCAAUAAACUGUUUCUGUUUUAGAAUUA